CCCCAAUCCUCCCGCAUAAAGGCCAGUUCUGGAUGAGACACGUGAGUUCGGUCAACCAAAAUGCCUGGAGCAAAUGAGGCGGAAACAAUUCGCAUUCUAAUCUCUACCGAUAACCAUGUCGGCUACAACGAGCGAGACCCGAUCCGUGGGGACGACAGCUGGAAGAGCUUCCACGAAAUAAUGUGCCUGGCCAAGGAACGGGAUGUCGAUAUGGUACUCCUGGCCGGAGACUUGUUCCAUGAGAACAAGCCAUCGCGAAAAUCCAUGUACCAGGUCAUGCGGUCAAUUCGAAUGAACUGUUUCGGGGAUAAGCCCUGUGAGCUAGAGAUGCUCAGCGAUGCAAGUGAGAACUUCCAGGGAGCGUUCAACCAUGUCAACUAUGAGGACCUGGAUAUGAAUAUCGCGAUUCCUAUCUUCUCUAUCCACGGAAAUCACGACGAUCCCUCGGGAGAGGGCCAUCUAGCCGCACUGGAUCUAUUGCAAGUGUCCGGCCUUCUCAACUAUUAUGGCCGGACUCCGGAAUCAGACAACAUUCAAAUUAAGCCUGUCUUGUUACAGAAAGGCCGGACAAAGCUUGCGUUGUACGGAAUGAGCAACGUUCGAGACGAGCGACUGUUCCGUACUUUUCGCGACGGCAAGGUUAAAUUCUUCCAACCGUCUGUCCAGAAAAAUGACUGGUUCAAUUUGAUGUCUGUGCAUCAGAACCAUCAUGCUCACACAGAAACCAGUUACCUGCCGGAGAAUUUUCUUCCCGAAUUUCUCGAUUUGGUCGUCUGGGGCCAUGAACAUGAGUGCUUGAUUGAUCCUAAGCUCAACCCAGAGACCAAAUUCCAUGUUAUGCAACCAGGAUCGUCUGUCGCAACGUCUUUGGUACCUGGAGAGGCCGUCGCAAAACAGGUCUCGAUUUUAAGCGUAACUGGUCGAGAAUUCAAAAACGAACCUAUCCGAUUAAAGACAGUACGACCGUUUGUGAUGCGAGAAAUUGUAUUGUCCGAAGAAAAGGGAGCCCAAAAGCUUGCGCGCAAGGAGAAUAAUCGCACAGAAGUAACUCGGUUCCUCAUGUCUAUUGUCGAAGAGCUGAUCGAAGAAGCCAACGCAGAAUGGCUAGAGAUGCAAGGCGACCGCAUUGAUGAGGACGAUGAUGACACACCAGAGGCUCCGCUUCCUCUCGUUCGCCUCCGCGUGGAGACUUCCACACCUGAAGGAGGCAGUUACGAUUGUGAAAACCCACAGCGAUUCUCCAACCGCUUCAUUGGUAAAGUAGCUAACGUGAAUGACGUGGUGCAAUUCUACCGCAAGAAAAAAACCGCUUCUACGUCGCGCAAAGAUGAUAAAUCUGUCGAUGAGUCGGCUGUCUCUCAUCUAUCGGCCCUUGACACCGUGAAAGUCGAACAACUAGUGCGCGAGUUCCUCUCAUCGCAGUCAUUAAGCAUUCUGCCACAGAAUUCGUUUGGAGACGCUGUUGCCCAGUUCAUUGACAAGGAUGACAAGCAUGCAAUGGAGAUGUUCGUCAAUGAAUCCCUCGAGAGCCAGGUCAAACACUUGUUGGCCUUGGAUCGUGAAGAGGACGAAAUGGAUGAUGAGGAGAAAGAAAAAAGCUCGCUAGUCAGUGCUAUGGAAAAAUAUCGCGAUCAGAUGGAAACCAUGUUUUCAAAGGGAGUGAAGAAGCGAACUCGCGGAAAGAAGCGCUUCAAGCCCAAGCCAGAUGGUUGGGAUUCCGAGUUUGAUGGCGUGUGGGAAGACCAGCCCGGUGCCCUUAUUCAUUCCGAAAAUGAAGGUGGGGACCCAGCAGAGGACGAAGCUGGAGAAGAUGGGACAGUGCCCGCUGGUGGUCGUGCGGCAGCCUCUACUCGCGGUCGUGGUAGGGGUCGUGGUCGAGGUGGGACGUCCAGUUCACGAACCAACAAGUCCAAACCUACCCCGGAAACAAAGACUACGAAGGGCCGCAAAAAGCAAGCAGUUUCAGACGAAGAAUCAGACGUGAUUAUGCUGGAUGACGAUGAUGACGAUGUUAUAGCCAAUGUCAUUUCCGAUGAUGAGGACGAUGAUUCCCAGGCACUGUUCGUCAAGCAGCCUCGCUCUACUACCACCGCAAAGCCACGAAAAUCUGCCCUUACGACAACGACGACGACUCGGCGCCUCGGUGGACGUGCUGCUGCCUCGCCAGCUCCGUCGUCGGUUACUGCUGGGGGAGUGCUUCUCGGCGAGCCCCUGCGCGCAUCUACGCUCAACUUCUCCGCUUCACAGGCCACCGCGCCUCAGUCAUCACGACCUAGCCGCUCCACCCGUAACAUGAGUGUUAUCAGCGAUGGUAUUGAUGACGAUGAUGAUGACGACGACGACGCCUUUGAAGAAAUGCCGACCACCUCGAGGCGUCGCAGGUGA
Penicillium crustosum is the source of this 2385-nucleotide messenger RNA. RefSeq names its product MRX complex nuclease subunit. The record is from RefSeq and is a predicted model, not a curated record. Gene Ontology annotation, biological process: telomere maintenance; meiotic DNA double-strand break formation; mitochondrial double-strand break repair via homologous recombination. NCBI's taxonomy places the organism in Eukaryota, Fungi, Ascomycota, Eurotiomycetes, Eurotiales, Aspergillaceae. The transcript has 3 exons. Gene Ontology annotation, molecular function: 3'-5'-DNA exonuclease activity; DNA endonuclease activity; manganese ion binding. Gene Ontology annotation, cellular component: nucleus; Mre11 complex. Bases 61 to 2385 code for a protein of 774 amino acids.